This is a messenger RNA of Pseudoliparis swirei, 911 nucleotides long. RefSeq names its product phosphorylase b kinase regulatory subunit alpha, liver isoform-like. Gene Ontology annotation, biological process: glycogen metabolic process. The record is from RefSeq and is a predicted model, not a curated record. The transcript has 6 exons. Bases 253 to 891 code for a protein of 212 amino acids. Gene Ontology annotation, cellular component: phosphorylase kinase complex. Lineage: Eukaryota; Metazoa; Chordata; Actinopteri; Perciformes; Liparidae. Gene Ontology annotation, molecular function: calmodulin binding.
GGAGGAGUACAGCAAUCCUCACUCAGUGGACAGGGUGGCCAUGGGGCAGCUGCCGCACAUGUGGGGCCAGUCGCUCUACAUCUUGGGCUGUCUUCUGUCCGAGGGUUUUUUUUAGCACCAGAAGAGAUAGAUCCCCUCAACAGGAAGUUCUCUACUAACUUCAAGCCAGAUGUUGUGGUACAAGUUUGUGUUGUAGCAGAGUCGGAGGAGAUCAAGGAGUUGCUCAGUGAUCACGGGGUCGUGGCCCAGACGAUGUCAGAGGUUCUGCCUAGUGGCCGGCCCUACAGACACAUUGGAGUCCUGGGAACAUCCAAAUUCUACGAGAUCAGAAAUCGCUCUUAUAUAUUCACCCCGCAGUUUCUGGAUCAGCACCAUUUCUACCUAGCGCUGGACAACCAGAUGAUUGUGGAGAUGUUACGAACAGAGCUGGCCUAUCUCUCCUCUUGCUGGAGGAUGACAGGGCGGCCCACUCUCACUUUUUCCAUCACCCGCAGCAUGCUGGUUGAGCAUGGAGAUGCGAUUGAUCCGUGUAUCCUAGCAACCCUCAGGAAGCUACAGGAUGGCUAUUUUGCUGGAGCGAGCGCUGCAGCAGCCCCUCCUCCACCCCCAGUGGGCCCCGGUCCAGGAGAUGGACAGCGCCACUGGGAGGACAGGCAAGGCCAGUGGCUGAGGAGACACAGGCUGGAUGGAGCUGUCAACAGAGCACCAGUGGGGUUCUACCGGAAGGUCUGGAAGAUCCUGCAGAAGUGCCAUGGCCUGUCCAUCGAUGGCUAUGUGUUGCCCUCGUCAACCACGAGAGAAGUAGCGAGAGAAGAAGAGAGAGAGAGCGAGAGAUAUAACACUUAUGGCCAAAUAUAUAAGUCUGUUGUCUGCCAAAGCAAAAUGUUAUGAAUAAACAUGUUUCCCUGAGA